AUGCAUCGGAAAGCGUCUCCUUUUCCGUAUGAUCCCAUGAUCAUACCGCGCGUGAAACAAUAUCUGGAAGAAAAUGUACACCAAACGUACGUCGAUACGGGUGUGAUGGCUCGGGAACUACAGCAACGGUACCGUGAAUAUCAUCGUCGCAAAGCCAAUCCCUUCCGAUUGUUGGUGGAAGAGGCGUACCGUACCGUGCUGCACAGUUACGGGCUAGAUAGUAAUGCGUCAUCGGAAGAUGAAGCUGCGUCGGAUGUGGAGGUGAUGGAUGAAAGUGCACAGCGAAGUCAGAUGAGCAACACACUUACCAGUAUGUACAUGAAUAAUCGGAAUCGGGCCGCACCCUCACAGACCGUUCCACCGGACCAAUCCGGAACCGGGGCAGCUGGUGAUGCGAUUGAUAUUAGCAGCGAUGAAGAGGACGGUCCCACAGCUGAGGCUACCGAAGGUGGUGCUGGAGGUGAAUCAAACUACGUUGAAAAAUUCGUAGCACGCAACAAACACGUCACAGUAACCAAAUUAACUCGUCCGUUAAACAAAGCACCCAACGACGAAUCCAGCAAUGGAAGUGUUGAGAGCGGUGUUAAUGAUUCCGACAAAUGCACGCCGGAUACAAAACGUCGUCGCCUGGAAACGGGUGGUGGACAGGCGGCACGUGGACCGGUGACACAAAGCUAUACCAAUGGGCAGGGUAGCCGUUUGACGAAAGCGAACGAACCAACAAGCAAAUCAAUCAAAGGAGGUGAUCAAUCGAGUCAAACUGCUGGAACACCGGCUGCUGCUACACCAGGUCAGCGUACGAAAAAGUUCCGCAAAGAAAUCGUCGCGACUACGGUUGACAUCAACUUUACCGAUGUUGGUGGAAUGGAUUCGGUGUUGAAGAAUCUGUGCGAGCUGCUGCUGCACGUGAUACAUCCGGAGAUAUACCGGCAUAUCGGAUUGCCGCCGCCGCGAGGGUUCCUGCUGCAUGGGCCACCAGGUUCGGGGAAAACUCUUCUCGCUCGAGCAAUUGCAGGACAAUUAAAUGUGCGUCUGAUCGAGAUCCCCGCAACCGAGCUGGUCGCCGGAGUCUCCGGUGAAUCGGAAGAACGAAUAAGAGAUGUGUUUGAGCAAGCGAUCUCAUACGCACCGUGCGUUCUAUUCAUAGAUGAAAUCGAUGCCAUCUCGUCGAACCGGAUCAACGCACAGAAGGACAUGGAGCGGCGUAUUGUCGCCCAGCUGCUUAGUAGCUUGGAUGCCCUCGGCAAGCAGGAAGGUGGAGAAGGAGUCAUCGUUAUCGGGGCAACCAAUCGUGCCGAUGCGCUCGAUCCGGCCCUUCGACGUGUUGGACGAUUCGAUCAGGAGAUAUCACUCGGCAUUCCGGAUCGACCGGCACGAACUCAGAUAUUGCGUAUCAUUUGCCGGAAGCUAAAAAUUGGCGAUACGAUCGAUUAUGGCGAACUGGCAAAGCUGACGCCCGGAUACGUUGGGGCGGAUUUGUUGGCACUUGCUACCCGUGCUGCAAACAACGCUAUUAAACGACUUUUCACCAAACACGAGUGGGAUAUAUUGAAGGAAGCGCCCGAACCAAGCGUGGACGAGGAUGUAGUUGCCAUAGACGACGAACUCGAAGAAGUGGUAAAUCUUGACGAUGAAAAAGACGAUCCAAAGGAAGCAGAAACCAAACCGCCCCAGGAAUCGGACGAAAACGAGGUAGUCGAAAGUGUGGAAAACGUGAACGAGACCGAACAAAUUGCGGCCGAUUCGACACAAGUUACCGAACCUGUCGCAACCGUUUCUCAGGACCAGCAGCAGCAGGUGGAAACUGUAGAAAAGGAGUCUAAAGGCGAUGGUUCUGCAGUUGAGGCUACAGAAAAAAUGGAUGUCGAUGCGGAACAAAUCCCUGCGCCAGGAACAUCUAAGGUAGUUGCUCCUCGGGAACUUAAUAGUGUGGAAAUCGUUGAAGAGGAUCAGCAAAUGGAGGAGAAAACGAGUAAUAAUCAAACCGCAACAGCUGUUGUCGCGGAACCAUCCCCCGAAGUUGUACCAUCAUUAGAAGAGUCGGCGAUGGAAGCGGACAGUUGCAUUCCGCCUAAAGCGACAACAGGCGCGGCGAAAGAGCUCACCCUUGAGCAGAUGCUGGAAUUGCUGCUGAACCAACAGAAUGCACUACCGAUGACGGAUAUCGAGGGACUAUGUAUCGAGCGGGAAGAUUUUAUGGAAUCGCUAAAAACCGUUCAACCGUCGGCGAAGCGGGAGGGUUUCAUUACCGUGCCGGAUGUAACGUGGAACGAUAUCGGUUCGUUGGGCGAUAUACGGGAGGAAUUGAAGCUGGCCAUACUGGCUCCGGUAAAGUUCCCGCAGCGUUUGAAGCUGCUCGGGCUGAAUGCACCGUCCGGUGUUUUGCUCUGUGGACCGCCGGGAUGUGGCAAAACACUUCUUGCCAAAGCGGUCGCAAACGAGGCCGGUAUUAACUUCAUCUCCGUUAAGGGACCGGAACUGUUGAAUAUGUACGUCGGUGAAUCGGAACGUGCCGUACGGCAGUGUUUCCAGCGGGCCCGCAACUCCGCACCGUGCGUCAUCUUCUUCGACGAAUUUGAUUCACUCUGCCCGAAGCGAUCCGAUACAGCGGAAAGUAGUGCGGGGACGCGCGUAGUCAACCAGCUGCUAACCGAGAUGGACGGUAUUGAGGAGCGCAAGGGUGUAUUUUUAAUGGCGGCCACCAACCGGCCGGACAUUGUUGAUCCGGCUGUACUGCGUCCGGGACGUUUGGAUAAGAUUCUCUACGUCGGACUGCCGGCAAAGGACGAUCGGGUGGAUAUACUACGCGCGUUGACCAAGAACCGCGCGCAACCUCCAUUGGCAGAUGAUGUUGAGUUUGAAAAGGUGGCUGACCUAACGGACGGAUACACUGGAGCAGAUUUGGCCGGGCUUGUACGGCAGGCUUCGUUACAAACGCUUAAGGAUUCGAUAAUGGUCAGCGGCGUUGAGGAGCGUAUGGGAGCGGAUAACAAACAGCAAGAAGAUGAUGCCCAGCUGUGUCUGGUGGUACGUUUCGAACAUUUCCAACAAGCGAUACGAAACACCAAACCAUCGGUCAGCGCGGAGGACAAGAAGCAUUAUGAGAAGUUACGUUUGAAGUACGGCGUAAAUUUGAUUGCUUAA
Molecule: messenger RNA, 3144 nt
Organism: Anopheles maculipalpis
Lineage: Eukaryota; Metazoa; Arthropoda; Insecta; Diptera; Culicidae
Gene: smid
Product: nuclear valosin-containing protein-like
Exons: 7
Coding region: 1-3144 (1047 amino acids)
Biological process (GO): ribosome biogenesis
Cellular component (GO): nucleus
Molecular function (GO): ATP binding; ATP hydrolysis activity; RNA binding
Source: RefSeq, a predicted model, not a curated record